Funneliformis caledonium is the source of this 1095-nucleotide messenger RNA. The record is from the annotation of a GenBank genome assembly. Lineage: Eukaryota; Fungi; Glomeromycota; Glomeromycetes; Glomerales; Glomeraceae.
AUGGAGAACACGCAAAAUUACAAAGUUUGGGAGAAAAAGAAUCAAAUCACAUCAUUGAAGAUUAAGUCUAAUUUGAUCGACUUGGAAUUGAAAAUUGAUAGACUACAAACUCUGAAAGAUAAGAUCAGAAUAAUUAGUACCGCUAGUGAGACAGAAGUGAAACCAAUCUAUAAUGAUUUAACGUUCAGUGAUGAAGAAUCAUCAUCAUCUGUUCUCACUAUGGACGUUUUCUCUGAAACUUCUUCGCAGAUGCCUAAUCAGGAACAAGAAGAUACAAAAAUGAUUCCUCUGAUCAUUAUAAAUAAGACUAUCCAAGCAGUUGCGCGUGCAUUCUUUGAAAAGAUGCAUAUGUAUUCAGAUUCAAGGAAUAAAAAUGAGGAUACUAUUGUACAUGACUAUGUACAUGAUACCUUCAAAGAAAUAUUCUGUGAUCUGAAUUACGAGAUCAUUUGGGCAAACACUGAAAGUUUAUCUUCAAGAGAACACAGAGCGACUUAUGGACGUUCCAAAGGUAGAAAGCCUGACAUAACAAUAUAUCGAAUCAUGAAAAAAGAAGAAAGUGAAGAAACGUAUAAAGAUGAACGUGAAGAAGCAUGCUUCAUAGAAGUCAAGCAUUUCUCUGUCACAAGAAAUAGUAAGAUUGGUGGCUAUAAUCUUUACAAAGUAACCAUCUUUUGCCAGGGAGGCAUCAGCAGAAUAAUUUCUUCACGUGAAAACACACCAGAGCUAAAGUCUUUCGGAGGACAUAUUUGUAAGGGUUAUAUCUAUUUGGGAAUAAUGGAUUUAGAGUAUGAUGGGAAUUACCGAUACUUUCAACUCUUUGAAAUUAAACUUGCUCAGAAACUCUCUGAGUUUAAUCUCAUAAGAAAGUUGAUAAUAGAAACAUUUUAUUUCAAAUGUCGUAUUGAUAGUUCUUAUUCUAAUAAAAAUAGUAGGGGAUCUUCCAGUAAGAUUGAUAAUGUUUCUCCUUGCCGUAAUAACUUCUCCCGUCAUCCAACGAUCACACCCAAGGCACCUAGAAGUACGAUGAUUCCAGAAAUUAACUUAAUUGAAGAAACUAAAUGGGUCAAUAAGAGAAAAAGCAAAUCCUUGUAA